Molecule: messenger RNA, 3673 nt
Organism: Actinia tenebrosa (Australian red waratah sea anemone)
Lineage: Eukaryota; Metazoa; Cnidaria; Anthozoa; Actiniaria; Actiniidae
Product: sodium channel and clathrin linker 1
Biological process (GO): centrosome cycle; clustering of voltage-gated sodium channels; cilium assembly
Cellular component (GO): centriole; centrosome
Source: RefSeq, a predicted model, not a curated record
AAGUUUCGCGAAUUUUUCUUUAGAUCUUUGAUUUCUAAUUCAACUCAAAUAAAAAGUAAAACCAAUUACUUAGUCUAUGGUAAAUAUAUAACAAGAUUCUAGCUCUUAUAUCUUUUUAAAAUGGAUUCUUCAACGCAGAAUGAUGAUAGUUACGUGAACUUCUUACAAGAUCAAGUUAGAAGACUUAAUGCAGUAUUAAAGGAAUACCAGAAGAAGUAUCUUCCUGUCAAGGAGCCUGACUUAAAGGGUAAUGAACCUCUUCCACCUUGGCUAACAAACCAGAGUAUUAUAUCUCCCUUACUCGUUGAAUACGAUGAAAACAUCAAAUCACUACAAGACCAGCUUAGGUUUCAAAAGGGAGAAUUAUCCACCUUAAAGCAGAGAACCGAUAGAGUUAUAGAGGAAAACACUAGGUUACAUGAGGAACUACGUCGUAGUAUAGAAACACAGAUGGAAGUUAUGCGUAGAGGAGAAAGUUCAGGAAUAGCAGACUUGGAAAAGGAAAUGAUUGACAAAAUGCAGUAUCAGUUACAGCUUGUUAACCAGGAAAAGGACAGCUACAUUGAGAUGUGGGGAAAUGCAACUAGGGAGCUUGAGAAACUGCAGGAUAUAGAUAGGGAAAGGUCAGCUGAGCUCCGUCAAAGAAGUAAAGAAAUAGCAGCUUUACAGAGUGACCUCCAGAAAGCAAGACGCCUUGCAGAAAAUCUCCAGCUUGAAUAUAAGAGAAUCAAAAUGGAAAAUGACAAGAUUCUGAUGUCAGCACAAACACAGGAUCAGGAGAUUGACAGCACAAGAAGUGAUUUACGAAAAUGCAAAACAGAAUUGAAGGCAAGCAAAGCAGAAACUGAGGAAAUGAGGAAAACAUUAGAAAGCAUAGAAGCAAUGAGAAGAUCCAAGGAUCGUCAAAUAGAUUCUGUUAAGGGACAACACCAAUCAGCUGAUGUACGGAAUGAGGAACUGCAAACUUAUGUACUUGAACUAGAGUCAAGACUCGGUGCUAUGAUCAAGGAAGUAGGAAGGCUGAAUACAGAAAAGGCUGAUGUUGAAGAACAACUUGAAACUCUUCGAAAAAGAAAUGCCGUGCAAGAACAGCGUGAGUUUGAARCCAUUACGCAUGUGCGAGACAGCGUCCAGAUGGUAGAAAAUGCUAUAUUGGAAAGAGACCAGGCACUUGUUCGUGAACAACAGAAAACUCAAGAAGCAAACAGGCUGCAAGAAGUAAUUGACAAGUUACUACGAGAAGCUGGAAAAAAGGCAAAAGACGAGGUGGACGCGGUUAGAGAUCAAUGCAACAAGAACUUACAGCGAUUGAUGGAAGAGAUGCAAUAUCUUGAAAUGGAAGGAGCAGAAAAGCAGGCUCAGUUAGAAAGAGCAGUAAGAGAAAAAUCCGCCGUCGAAAAAGAGUUGGAAAAGGUGUACAGGGAAGGACCGUCUGAGAUCGAAAGAGUUGGAUUAACCUUUGAAGAACUACAGAAGAGAAUCGGUGCGGCAGAGAGAGCAAGGGAUGAGUCUUCUAUUAACUGUGCUAAUCUUAAUACGACCAUUAAACGCAUGGAAAGCAAACACGAGCAGGAGAAGGCUCAAGCAUUAUCUGAAAACGACGAACUACGAAGAAGGAUGAAACAGUUGGAGAAAGAGAGCGAGGAGAUGUCAGAGAACAGACUUCAUUUAGUUGAGGAAAUUGACCAACUUAAACGUAAUCUACUUGAAGCAAGACAAAGUAGAGAYAAAGCCGAACAUGAACGUGAUACAGAGGUUGCAGCUCUAAAAAAGAAAAUGGAACUCAAAGAGAAAGACUUCGACUUGAAACUUCGCAGCGUGGAAGAGAUGAACCGCCAGUCGAUCAAUGAYAUGAGAGAGAUGUUGAACUCACAACAGAAAAUAGGAAUCCAAUGGAAAGAAGAGACGAAAUCACUGACACAAAAAUUUGAAAAAACUGUUAAUGAAUUAAGGCARCAAGUCUCCAUGCAAAAGAAACGUAACGAUGAGCUUAACCAACAACUCGCUGAUUCUCGUCAAUAUUCAGAACAGGUUGAAWCCAAACUGAGUACUUUUCAGCAAACCGUCAAUAAACUACAGAAGAUGGCAGUAGAUGCUGAAACAAGAGCUGAUGCUGCUAGUACACAGGUGUCAACCCUUUUAAACCGAGAGCGUCAGCUACUGCAAGACAGAAAGCUGUUGAAUCGUGAGCUGGAAAAACUCAAGCUAGAAAAGAGUAGGCCUGGUAACAACAAUAGCAGAAUAAGAGAACCCCCGCAACGUCUUUCAGAUCUGCUGGCCAACCCUCAUGCUGGCGCACCUUCUUAUGAACCCCCAGUACGCCUYGACUUGAUGUCACCACGUGACGAAAGACUUUUUGGCGAUCUUGAUGGAUUUGAUCGUCGGCCAAUAGGAGGACAAGAAUAUUCACGUAAUCGAGUGAUAUUAUGAUGAUAAUGUAACAAAAGCAUGUUUUUCUAUCUUCUAAGUAAAAAGAGGUUUUCCACCAUCACGUUGUGACGGCAGCCAYGUUAGAUGGCAGGAACAAUAGAAUCGUUUUACAUGAGAAAGAAUUCAGUUUCCGAGAGCAAAGAGAUUUWAUCGUUCUGCUAUCUAACCACAGGCAGCCCAAACUGUAUUAUGGGCAUGGGCACGUGAUGGUAGGCACUGUGGUGAAUAACUAGGACUAUGUUUACAAUUAUUUGUUAUUGUUAUGCAUGAAACUCAUGUAUGUAUAGGUGAAACCUCGAUCSUAAGCUCGGAAAUAGCUACUUUUUAUAGUACCUGAGGUAUGAAAUACAGAAAUAUGAAAUACAGUGUGGAAUUUAUAAAUAGUAAACCACAUGACAUGAAGUGUAUCGCUUUUUUUCAACUUGCCAAAACUUUCAGAUCUUUGGUCAAAGAAACGUUAUUCUUGCUAGUUAGGUUUUGAUAGUUUAUAUAUUGUGUGAAAAAUUCCAAAUCCUGAAUGAAUUUAAUUUUACGAAGCUUUAUUAACGAAAAACCGUUUUUCAGAAGAAAAACUUGGAUGCGGCAUUCUUCAUAUACUUACUCCAUCCACUAAAAGCAUACUAUGUUGUUCAGUCACAGAAAACAAAAUCCGCAGGCAACCCAAAACUCAUUUCCGUACCUGAAAACGAACCAUUUGCCAAUUGAAGAAAACAUAAGGAAAAUGCUUUCUUUUUUCUUUACAGGGAGUUCGGUUUUCGUGUCGGUAUAUCACAUGAAAUGCCGCCGCCAAUGUUAUGUGGUUGAAAAAUAAAGCGCAUUUUUUUCUGAGAUUUUCUGGAAAUUUUCAUCAGUUUUUAUUUCAAGCGACUUUUCUUUUGCGUUCUUUGAGUUGGUAUAGCCGAAAUUUAGAGCAGUCGGAGGCCAUUUAGGCUAACGGUGAUAGCAAGCUCCGAUUCCGCUAAAACUCGGCUCUAGCAAAGGACACAAACUGAAUGGUAAAUGGUAACAAACUUCUGGAAAUUCACAUCGACUCUCAUAUCAUGAGUAAAUACACUAAAGAUAUACGUGAAAACAGUCAUUUAAUGCCAGMAAAUACUCAAAUAUACUAUGUACAUACUGACAUUAGUCAAAGGAUUUAUAUACACURAUUUAUAAAGAUCGUGUUUGGAUAUCAUUUAUAACACACUUUUUCUAUGUCAAAUAUAUUGCUUUUGUGAUAAACUAUUAAAGUUGACUAAAUAUU